This is a messenger RNA of Dimorphilus gyrociliatus, 655 nucleotides long. The record is from the annotation of a GenBank genome assembly. Lineage: Eukaryota; Metazoa; Annelida; Polychaeta; Dinophilidae.
AUCUUGAUCAUGCGCAGUCGUAGAAAGCAGAAGUUUAACUUCCGUUAGUAAAGAAAAUAGCCGUACAAUGAAUACCUCGACAUCUGAAGAUCAAACAAGGAAGAGAGUAGCCGAUAAGCCUCCUGAUGGCCCACCUACAAAACGGCAAACUGUUAAAACAACAGCUGAACUAAAACAACAACUAAAUCGAAGCUCGGCUGCAGUAGAUUUGCCGAAAUCUUCCACAUCUUCAGCAGAAGGCGAAUCAGAGAAAAAGGAAAAAGAGAAAAAAGAAAAGGAGAAGAGAGAUAAAGAAAAAGAGCAUAAAGAGAAAGAGGAAAAACGCAAAGAAGAACGGACAAAGAUGCAAAUUUUAGUAUCCAACUUUUCAGAAAGUCAACUAAAUCGCUAUGAAAUGUUUCGUCGAGCUAGUUUUCCAAAAGCAGCCAUUCGAAGAUUAAUGCAAAGUUUGACAGGAACAUCGAUCUCACAAAACGUUUGCGUUGCAAUGGCUGGAAUAGCGAAAUACUACGUCGGGGAAAUAGUAGAAUGUGCUUUAGACAUUCGAGAUCAAUGUGAAGAUUCUGGACCUUUGACUCCUUCUCAUAUUAGAGAAGCUGCUAGGAGGGUCCAUGCCAAAUCGCCUUUACGACUUAAAGGUUACCAAGGUCGAUAA